Dibothriocephalus latus is the source of this 387-nucleotide messenger RNA. Lineage: Eukaryota; Metazoa; Platyhelminthes; Cestoda; Diphyllobothriidea; Diphyllobothriidae. The record is from the annotation of a GenBank genome assembly.
AUGCCCUUCUCCCCGGGUGCAAAGUUGCCAGAGCUGCCCUUUGCAGAUCAGCACUUCCUGUCCGAUCCGAAGUCUGCUCUGGACUUCCUGACCGAAGCACGCGCCGAGUUUGAGGCCGCAGCGCUGUUGGGCACUACUGGUUCCACUGGUUCGGCUCCUGUAGGCAGCAACUCCCUGCCCCUUUCUGUGUCCCAACUCCUUGGUGCUCUCGUUGGCAUCACCGGCCUGGGGGACGCUAACAAGUUUGGGGGCCCUCCGACAGCCGGUCUCUUACCGCCUUCAGUGCUGGCUGCAUCAGAUCCCCUCCUGAAUGCAGUGCUCAAACUGGUAAAUCCACUACCACCACCUCCUCCGUCGUCUGCCGAGGUUUUCUCCACUACUCCCACC